This is a messenger RNA of Kwoniella mangroviensis CBS 8507, 477 nucleotides long. RefSeq lists its product as uncharacterized. Bases 1 to 477 code for a protein of 158 amino acids. The record is from RefSeq and is a predicted model, not a curated record. NCBI's taxonomy places the organism in Eukaryota, Fungi, Basidiomycota, Tremellomycetes, Tremellales, Cryptococcaceae. Gene Ontology annotation, cellular component: membrane. The transcript has 5 exons.
AUGUCAUCCAUCGGACUUAAUCUCACUAACAAUUAUUCCCUCUAUGCCGUUCCUGUAGCUUGGGCCGUAGCUGUCGCACCCCAUUUCUAUGCUAUAGCGUUGUACAAUUCUGAAAAAGCUGCCGGCUCACCUAAAUGGGAUAACACCGAACCCAAGAAGAAUAUCGCUAAUAUCAAAGAUGCAAAGCUUUCACCUGCCUCUCAAGGUAAAUAUCUGAGAGCCGAAGCUGCCCAGCAAAAUGGUUUACAAAAUUUGCCUUUGUUUGCUGCUGCUAUCCUCGCUGGUAACUUUGCUAGAUUGUCUCCAUCAAUUUUGAACACUACAGCAGCAGUAUACCUCCUUUCCAGAGUGGUGUACAGCUUCAUUUACAUCAACAACACCUCUGAGCUCUCUGCCAACCUGCGAUCAGCAACUUUCUUAACUGGCGUAGCCACCUGGAUGUCCCUUUUUGUCAGAGCCGGUAACAAGUUGUUCUGA